UUCAUUAAAAAAAAAUUAGGUGAUAACGAAAGAAAGGCGGAGUCCGGAAAAAAAGAAAAAAAGAAAGGCAGAGUGUUUAUGUUUUGAAUUAAUUCGAAGACAUUUUGGAUGAUUGAUGAAUGGGUUUCGAGGUACAUUUGAAGCCUAUCUUCGGCCACCCCAAGGUCGAGUGGGCGGCGGGUAACGCUUCUACUCCGCCGCGUCGGUUCUUGUUCCACGUCCAUGCCUCCCCUGAUUCUCUGCACCUCAGAAUCCAUGUCACUGAUUUCCACUGCGACACCUGGGAGGCCGUACGGUCGGUUUCCCAGCUUGACGACAUGAGGGACAGCAUUGGAAUAGGAGGCUCCUGGUCAGACUUCUUAGACUAUCUUAUAGCUUCCGUAAAAUCCGAAGAUGUAAAGCUUGUUUUGGAGGGACAUUCAAACUCCGACGGUGCUGCAUAUGCAAAACUAGUGGCUCAAAAAUCAAAAGGAAUGCCCGUAAUUUCCAUUUCUCUUACAAAACUUGUGGGGACUGCUGGUACUGAGGCUAUUGCAAAUCUAUCUCUUCAUCUCUUCGAAGAAUUCAAAAGCAUCCAUGAGUCUUAUGUGGAAGAAAAACAGCGCUCUGUUGAAUUGUCAAAAGUGAUAUCAGCUGAAAAGGAAAGAAAUGCUAGUAUCCAGAGCCAACUGGAGCAGUAUUCCAAGAGGCAAAAGUUACAAAGGAUUAGUUCCUCAGAUAAAGUAGAUGUUUCUGGACUAUUCAGUAAUGGUUUGAAAAGCUCUCCAGAUAAAGAAGCAGCUCGAGAUAUAAACUCAACAGCAGUUGCCAAUCGGGUUGUGCCUGCAUAUCGUAGGGCAAAAGUAAGAGGUGCCCUUCUGCAGGAUACAGAAGAGGAACACAAGUAAAAGCUGGGGUGUCUGACAAUUUGGUGUGCACCCUGUUGUGUGAAUUAAUUAUAAUCUUUUUUCCCCUGUUUCUGGUACAAAAGUUAGAUUUAGGUUUCUGUUUUUCAUCCUUUAGACCAGGCUGUAGGACAAUCGGGGGAAAAAAACCAGUUUUAUGCCUCUUUUUAUUGCCAGGAAAAUGUUUGAAACUCUCGUUUUCGGCAAGUGCUUGCAAUUUUGUACUUGUGCUAAUCUGGAAGACCUCUUACUUUGUAGUAGGAAGCUUUUAAGAUAAUUAGAGAUUGGCUAUUGAUUGAAUUUAUGAGCA
Messenger RNA from Prunus avium (sweet cherry), 1194 nucleotides. RefSeq names its product U2 small nuclear ribonucleoprotein auxiliary factor-like protein. The record is from RefSeq and is a predicted model, not a curated record. NCBI's taxonomy places the organism in Eukaryota, Viridiplantae, Streptophyta, Magnoliopsida, Rosales, Rosaceae.